Nerophis lumbriciformis (worm pipefish) is the source of this 8625-nucleotide messenger RNA. The record is from RefSeq and is a predicted model, not a curated record. NCBI's taxonomy places the organism in Eukaryota, Metazoa, Chordata, Actinopteri, Syngnathiformes, Syngnathidae.
AUGACAGAAGUCAGCGGGGUCUCGGAGGCCGAGCCGGGACAGGACGAGGCGGUCGCCGACGCCUUCCCGGAUACUUUCCCGCCGCCGGAUUUUCGAGGGAAGUUUAAAAAGAUGCGGCAGAAGAAAAGGCCCACCAUCCUUGAAACCUCUCCAGUAGGCAAUGGCGACAACAAGCGCCGCCUCCCUCCGGUGUGCAGUGCCCAGGGGGACAAGUGUCCACCGCUCGGCGCCUCCAUAAUCGUGGACCCCGAGAGCAAACCGGGCCAGUACGUCCUCAAGAGUCUCUUCGCCACCUUCGCCGCCGUCUCCGAGCGCAAGAUCCGGGUUAUCAUGGCCGAACCGUUGGAAAAGCCUUUGGCAAAGUCUCUUCAGAGGGGUGAAGAUCCUCACUUUGACCAAUUGCUAAGCACCUUGAGCUCCUUGUCCGAGUUCUGCCUGCCUUCCAUCCUGCGCACCUUGUUCGACUGGUACAAACGUCAAAAGGGCCUGGAGGAGGACAAGUACGAGUUCCGUCCCAGAGCCAAUGCUAAGUCCAAAAAUGAUGAGCGGCAGAGGGAUUAUUUACUUGAAAAGAGGGAUUUGGCCAUCGACUUCAUUUUCUGCCUCGCCCUCAUAGAACUGCUCAAACAGAUGCCCCUGCACCCUGUCCUCGACAGCUCGGUCAACGAGGUCAUCAACUUAGCCUUUAAGCACUUUAGAUACAAAGAAGGAUAUCAAGGUCCUAACACUGGCAACAUUCACACUGUCGCGGACCUCUACGCUGAGGUCAUCGGAGUCCUGGCUCAGUCCAAGUUUCCUGCCGUGAAGAAGAAGUUCAUGAUGGAGCUGAAGGAGCUGAGGCAAAAAGAGCAAAGUCCGUAUGUGGUCCAGAGUACCAUUAGCCUCAUCAUGGGGGUCAAGUUCUUCCGUAUCAAAAUGUAUCCCGUUGAGGAUUUCGAAGCUUCAUUUCAGUUCAUGCAGGAAUGUGCCCAGUACUUCCUGGAAGUUAAGGACAAGGACAUUAAGCACGCCUUGGCUGGGCUUUUCGUUGAGAUUUUGGUUCCUGUUGCAGCAGCGGUGAAGAACGAGGUGAAUGUUCCUUGCCUGAGGAACUUUGUGGACAGCUUGUAUGACACAACCCUCGACUUGUCGGCCAGGAAGAAGCACUCGUUGGCUUUUUACCCGUUAGUGACUUGCCUACUGUGUGUCAGCCAGAAGCAAUUCUUCCUCAGCAAAUGGCAUGUCUUCCUCAACAACUGCCUUUCAAAUCUCAAGAGCCGAGACCCCAAGAUGGCUCGCGUGGCGCUGGAGUCUUUGUAUCGCCUGCUGUGGGUCUACAUGAUCAGGAUCAAGUGCGAGAGCAACACUGCCACACAAGGUCGCCUCAACGCCAUCAUCACGACGCUAUUCCCCAAAGGAUCUCGCGGCGUGGUGCCGAGAGACAUGCCUCUCAACAUCUUUGUCAAAAUCAUCCAAUUCAUUGCUCAGGAAAGACUCGACUUUGCCAUGAAAGAAAUUAUUUUUGAUCUCCUGAGCGUGGGAAAACCAGCAAAGUCCUUCAAUCUCAAUCCAGAGAGAAUGAACAUAGGUCUGAGAGCCUUUCUGGUGGUCGCCGACAAACUUCAAAAGAAGGACGGUGAGCCUCCCAUGCCCAACACCGGCUGCACUUUACCCUCGGGGAACACGCUACGAGUGAAAAAGACGUACCUGAGUAAACCGCUGACGGACGAGGAGGCCAAAGUUAUCGGGAUGUCCCAGUACUACUUCCACAUUCGCAAGGCCCUCGACAACAUCCUGAGACACUUGGACAAAGAAGUCGGACGCUGCAUGAUGAUGACCAACGCGCAGAUGUUGAACAAGGAGCCAGAAGACAUGAUCACAGGUGAACGGAAACCCAAGAUCGACUUGUUCAGGACGUGUGUUGCCGCUAUUCCUCGCGUGAUGCCUGACGGAAUGUCCAAGACAGAGCUAAUAGACUUGCUUUCCAGGCUAACGAUCCAUAUGGACGACGAGCUCAGACUCAUCGCCCAGAACUCUUUGCAAAGUCUGCUAGUGGACUUCAUGGACUGGCGGGACGAAGUCGUGUUAGGGUUCGCCGGCUUUGUGCUGCGCGAGGUCCACGACACUCACCAAGGGCUGUUGGACAGCUCGCUAAAGCUGCUUCUCCUGCUGCUCAACCAGUGGAAACUGACGGAGGUGGUGUCAGAGAGGAGCUACGACAUGGCCGAGAUACAAACUGCAGAGCUGUUACAGAUGAGCUCUGACGUCUCGCAUCCUUAUGCUGCUGCGUUGCACGCCGUGGAGGGUCUGGCCCUUGUGUUGCUCUGUUCGUGUCAGCUCAGCACGCGAAGGCUCGCCGUCAACAUCCUGAAGGAAAUCCCCGGCCUCUUCGCCGUCAUCGGGCAGUCUGAGAAUGACGAUAAACCGUUGAUCGAGAUCAUGGACCGAUUCAGUCCCGUGAUCGUCGAGAGUUUCGCCAACGUGGCCGUCACCGACACGGCCAACACCACCGCCAGCCCCCACCUAGACCUCCAGUGGCUGGCUGAGUGGAGCGUCCGGCUGGUCAACAACCACUACGACACCCGGAGCCCGUCACACGUUUGGAUCUUGGCGCAGUCGGCCAAAGACCCGUGGGUGCUGUGCAUGUACGCCAUGCUGCGACAGGAUCGUCUGCCCGAGCACUGCCCCGCCGCUCUGGGCUAUGCCUGGUCCUACGCCUUCGCUCGCUUGCAGACGCUCAUGCCAGCUGUUGACCCCAAUAACCCAGCAAAUGCCAAGAAGACCAGUACUUCGGACAAUCACCUGACCCUGUGGCGGAACUAUUUGAUCCUUUGCUUUGGGGUGGCCAAACCCAGCGUGGCAUGUGCGGGUCACCUGAGAACGUCGACACCCGAGAUCACGACGGCCGCGCCUGACGGUGCGGCCAACCAUGACAACAAGGUGGUCGCGGGUUGUCCGUCUGUCGCUUGGCUCCUCAAGCAGUUGGUUCCCCUCAUGCGGGCUGAGAACACAGAGCUGACAGAGGCCUUAGUCGUGGGCUUCGGCCGCGCCAACUCCCUGGUCUUUAGAGAACUUGUGGAGGAACUGCAUCCGCUUAUGAAAGAAACGCUGGAACGAAGACCUGAGAACAAGAAACGACGCGAACGUCGCGACGUUCUCCGACUUCAACUGCUGCGUAUCUUCGAGUUGCUGGCGGACGCGGGCGUGCUCAGCGACAGCACAAACGGAGCUCUGGAGCGUGACACCUUGGCCCUCGGCGCCCUCUUCCUGGACUACGUGGAUUCCACCAGGACGCUCCUGGAAGCUGACAAUGACAAAGAAGCGGAGAUCCUCAAGGACAGUCGCGCUCACUUCGGCGCCAUGGUGGCCAACCUCAUCCAGUGUGUGCCAGUGCACCACAGGCGCUUCCUGUUCCCGCAGCAGAGCCUCCGACAUCAUCUCUUCAUCCUCUUCAGCCAGUGGGCGGGGCCUUUCAGCGUCAUGUUCACCCCGUUGGACCGCUACAGUGACAGGAAUCACCAGAUCACACGCUCCCAGUACUGCGCUUUGAAGGCCAUGUCCGCCGUGUUGUGCUGCGGGCCGGUCUUCGACAACGUGGGCCUCUCUUCGGGCGGCUACCUCUACAAGUGGUUGGACAACAUCCUGGCCUGCAAGGACCAACGGGUCCAGCGGCUGGGCUGCGAGGUGGUCAUCCUGCUCCUGGAACUCAACGUGGAGCAGGUCAACCUCUUCAACUGGGCCGUGGAUCGCUGCUACACGGGUUCCUACCCGCUGGCCUCGGGUUGUUUCAAAGCCAUUGCCGCAGCGUGCACCGGCAGAAACUACCCGGGUGACACGGUGACGUUGCUCAAUCUGGUCCUCUUCAAGGCGUCGGACGCAAACAAAGAGAUUUAUGAUAUUUCCAUGCAAUUGAUGCAGAUUCUGGAGGUCAGGUUGUUCGCGUACUCCAAGAAGGUGGCUGGGCAGAAGCCCGAUUGCGUCCUUUACGGCACCCACGAGGCCUUGCCGCCUCUCUACAGCAUCUCGCUCUCUGAGCUCUCAAGCCAGCUGGCCGUGAUGUACCCCGAACUUACUCUCCCUCUUUUUUCAGAAAUUAGCCAGAGGUUCCCCAGCACUCACAGCAACGGGAGGCAGAUCAUGUUGACCUAUCUGCUGCCUUGGCUGGGGAACAUUGAGCUAGUGGAUGCCGGCCUGUCCGUGCCGGCCUCCGACUACGACUAUGACUCCGCCUUUGCCCGGCGGCAUCUGAGGGGAAGCGGCUGGGGUUCCCCACAAGCCACGUCCAUGGUGCUCAACAACCUCAUGUACAUGACGGCCAAGUAUGCAGACGACUUACCCAGCUCUGAAAUGGAAAAUGCCUGGAAUGCUUUGGCCUGCAACGAAAAAUGGAGUGGCAACUUACGCACCACGCUGCAGUUUCUUAUCAACCUGUGCGGCAUCAGCGGCGACACGCCACUGCUGCCUUUCAUCAAGAAGGUGGUGAUCUAUCUGUGUCGAAACAACACCACGCAAACCAUGGACGAGCUGCUCUCGGAGAUGGAAAAGACGGAUCCUGUCAACUCCACCGUCCGCCAUUGUGACAGUCCACCGUUUUAUCACUUUGGUGCCACCUGCAAGGUCGCCGCGACCGCCACCUCAGGGAGCGUGACCAACAGUCACACCGUAGUUGCAGGCCAGGAAACCCACCCAGAUACAGACGAUAACAAGGCAAAGGACAAUGAAGAGAGAAUCGGCCACGCUUUAAGAGCUCAUCACCAUUUGGAAUUUCGCUACAGCAACAGCUCGGGAGGAUCAUACGACGAAGACAAGAGUGACCCUAUGCUCCCUUAUACUGACUGGCUGUCGUUGGUGUUCGAAAGCAAGCGUCCCCAUCCUCUCCCCAUGCCUCUCAACGGCGGCUGCUGGGCUCCUCUGGUGGACUUCCUGCCCGAGAACCUGACGCCCAAGGCACCUUUGCACAGGUGUAAUGUAGCAGUCAUAUUCACGACAGAGCUGGUGGUGGACCACAACGUGAGGGAGGACUGGGUCUCGCACCUCCCGCUGAUGCUGCAUGCCGCAUUUUUGGGCCUGGACCACCAUCGCGCGGAGGUGUUGGAGCACAGCAAACGACUCCUCCUCCACCUUCUCAUGGCGCUGUCCUGCCACCACAACGUCCAGGCCGUGGCCUCGCUAUUGCUCCGGACGCACAAACUGGACGGAGCCAAGACCCUCACUCGGCAGUCCGACUGUUUAACAUCAGGAACAUUCGACCUUCUCAGAGAGUGUCAGGCAUCUCCCGUGCCGGACUCGGGCCUGAGUUCUUCGCCUGCGUCGUCCAGUCUGAGUCUGGGCGGGGCCACCGGCAACCUGCCCCAAAUCUGGGAUGACAGCACAUACGAGAAGACCAGAAAGCUCCUCGAGUUUUUAACUGGCAGGAGCUGCGGACCUGUAUGGUGCCACGAAGAUACAUCCCCCAAGAAGGAGGUAUCUGAAAGCGCCGCUCAGCUGACAAACUUGCUGCGCCACGUGCUGUCCGUCUUUAGAGAAUGCGAUGCCCGACUGGAGCAGCGGCUGAGCGACAUGACUCUGCAGGCGGCUCUCCGCAGUUCCUCUCGACACUACGCCGGACGCUCCUUCCAGGUCUUCCGAGCCCUGCGCCGGCCCGUCCGUGCGUGCGCCGUCUCCGAUUUGCUGUCCAGGCUGGUUGAGGUCGUCGGGGAACACGGAGAGGAGGUGCAGGGCUAUGAGAUGGAAGUGUUACUCACACUGGAAUGUGUGGCGGAUAACUUGGCCAACUGCCUGAAGAACGAUGAGCUGGCAGCUAUCUCCAGCAGAGACUUUUUGGAGCAGUUUUGCACAAGGUAUCGACUCCCCAAAUUUAAUCGCUCUACGUUGAAAAAACGUAAUAGAAGAGGCCUCUCUGAAAAGUUCAAAGGGGUGCCACUGAGCCAUUUCGUUACGUUUUUUCAUCAUUCCAGAUCGUCAUCUCCAGAUCUUCUUAGCACUGUCAAGUCGACGCCCAAUCGUCACAGAGACGGGCGCUUAGAGCUCCUGUCGGGGGAGCGCUUGUCGGACCCUUUGGCCGCCAUCUUUUGGGCGGCGGCGGCGCUGACUGAGUCGGACUUUGAGUGGGAGUACCGGAUGGCGCUGAGGCUGCUGGACAAAGCCCUGGCUGGCGUUUCGCCGAACGAGUGCCGCAAGCUGGAGAAGCUUGGGGGCCGGCUCCAAUGGAGCGGAUGGGCGGGGCUCCGUCGCACGCUGCUCAAAGGCUUGACCUCGGCCGCCACCACUGACCUGGCGCUAAAACUUUUCUGGCGGCUGACGCCCAUGGCGAUUGAGGCGGAUGUUGGUACGUUCCCGGCGCCCGCGAAAAGUCGGCCGCCAUUUUGUGAGUUUUCUCCGCUAGGCUUCCCCUUGAACGUCCUGUGCCUGCUCCCGCAUCUGGUGCAAAAUUUUGACGCCCCAACAAACUUCUGCCAAGAUGUCGCCGAGAGGAUCGCUCAGGUGUGCUCGGAGGAGAAGAAGGUCAAUCUGUCCAACCUGGCGCACGUCAUGACGCUUUACAAGACGCGCUCAUACACGCGCAACUGCUCGUCGUGGCUCAACGCCGUGUGCCGUUACCUCGCGGAGGCCUUCUCGGACGCCGCGCUCGGCCUGCUGGCGUACAUGACCGAGCUGUUGGACAAAGGACUCCCAACUAUGCAGCAGAGCAUUUUGCAAAUCAUCUACAGUCUGCUGAGUCACAUGGACCUGAGCGCCAUCCAAGCAAAGGCCUUCAACAUGGACGUGCUCAAGACCAUUCAGAAAUUUGCACAGACGGUAUAUUGGAGGGAAGCGCUGGACAUCUUGAAGCUGGUGGUGAGCCGCUCGGCCAGUUUGGCGCAGCCCUCUGCCUCCCUCUCUUCCCAGGACUUGAGUCGCGCGUGGGCCUUGCCUGGGAAAACGCUGGACUUCCACUUUGACGUGUCGCAGACGCCCGUGAUUGGUCGGCGCCACGAAGAGCCGCGCGGCGAGAGGGGAAGCUCCUGGUCCUCUGGUUCCUCGGGGUCGGUGUCCGACGACGUCCUGGUGCCCGUCAACUGGAAGAGGCCUCAUUCUUCACAGAAAAGAACCCGCGAGAAACUGGUGCAGGUUUUGUCCUUAUGCGGGCAGGAAGUGGGUCUCACCAAAAACCCUUCGGUGAUUUUCUCUAGCUGCGGCGAGCCGGACCUGACGGUGCGGCGGCGUAGUCCGGCGUACCACCGAGACGGCAGCCCGGAAGCUGCCUCGGAGCAGCAGUUCCGUGUCUUCUGCGACUUUGAUUUCCUGGAUGUGGAGCUGGAAGACGGAGAGGAGUUGCAGGGCGAGACUGUUGACAACUUCAACUGGGGCGUGCGGCGCCACUCGGUGGACAGCCUGGAGGGGAGCCCCCAACUCCCGUCCCACGGUGACUGGGACGAGUCCUCGGAGGAGGGUUCCUUCUCUGCCGGACAGAACCACUCCCGCUCUCUGCCGUUUUUGCAAGCAGAUGAAGACACGAACGAGGUGGAAGCGUCUAUCCGUCGGCUCUCGCACGAGUUUGACUGCGGCGGCGACGGAUUGGACGCUACGUACGCUUUCGACAGACAGGUGGACGCGCCCAGUCCACCGGAGGAGGAACGAUACGACAUCACGCCUCCGUCUUCCCCACCUCCUCCGCCCUCGCCCUUCUUCUCCGCCAUUCUGGCGGCGUUCCAGCCGGCGGUGUGCGAUGACGCCGAGGGGACCUGGCGGGCGCACCUCGGACAGCUGGCGUCCGACUCGGACGGCUCCUGCGCCGUCCACACCUUCCGAAUCUUCUCUUGCCUCUUCCAGAGCAUCCAAAGGCAAUUGAGCUCGCUGACGCGCGAUGCCAUGAGUUACCUGGACGGCAGGCUGACAGGAUUAGGUGCUAAAUUCCUCAGGUCGUCUGAAAUGCUGAGCACGUGCGUCGAGUGCCCCCUGUUGUUUAUCGACCCCGACACGAUCGUUUCAAACGGACUGCUGGAGAAAAUGAAAUUCAGCGUGUUGGAACUGCAGGAGUAUCUGGAUACUUACAACAGUAAAAAGGAGGCGCUGCUCACGUUGUGUGGGAGAGAAGCAAAGGAGCAACAGCUGCAGGUGGAGCUGUGCCAAAAACUCUACAAACUCCACUUUCAACUUUUACUGCUCUUUCAGUCCUACUGGAAGAUGAUUGAGACGGUCCAAUCCAUUGUCUGUCUUCGCAAACUAAGCAACAUGUCUGAAGAGAUGAGCGACUUGAAGAAGCGGCUGCUGGCCGCAGUGCCGGAAGAAGACAAAAGGGCGGCGCCAGAGUUCGCUUUCAGCUCUUCUGAAGAGGCAGUGCAGGCCAUCUUGGAGGCUCUCAAGGACCAGCGCGGCCUGGCGUCUGCUAUCUGCUAUAUUAGGGAGUGCAGAAGAACGUGGCCCAACAUCUUCGGCAGCCCGUCGGAGGACGAGAUCCAGAUGUUACUCAACAUCUACUUCCGGCACCAGACGCUGGGCCGGAUCGGCACGUUAGCUUUGGUGGGUUCCGAGCCGGACCUGGAAAAGGUGGCCGCCCAGCUGACUGAGCUCAAUGCGGAGUUGCGAGAUGCCGCGGUUCGCGCGCGAGGCCGCCGGGACACCGCCUUUCUACCUGACGCUAAGGUUUCGGGAUCCACAUUAUAA